GAUGGAGAACGAAAUUAUUUCCAUUGAACAUAAAUCUGUUCAACCAUUCCGUACGAAGAAUGAGUACAUGUACGCUAUGAAAAAGGAUCUUGUCAAUUGGUUCAAUACUCUCUAUCAGAUAGGAAUGACGGAAGAAAACUUUUUCCAGGCACUAGAAACUGGUGUUGUACUUUGUAAACAUGCCAAUGAAUUAAGGAAAUAUAUAAUAAAAGUUGCCGACAGCCCGGAUGCUUUCAUACCGUGGAGUAGGCUCAAGAAACUUCCGAUCGUCUCAUUACCCGAUAAUAAUUUAAAGUACCGGGAAAACGUCGAACGGAAAUCCUUUCAAGCUAGAGAUAAUGUAACGAAUUUUAUACAAUUCUGCAGGGAUUUAGGAAUUAACGAUGUCGUUUUGUUCGAAACAAAUGACCUUGUUGAAAGAAAUAAGGAACAUUCCGAACGUUUAGUUAUAUUAUGCCUAUUAGAGGUAGCAAGAAGAGGUUCCAAAUUCGGUAUGUUAGCUCCAAAGCUUAUUGAAUUUGAGGAAGAAAUUGAUAGAGAACUAGAAGACUCUGACGAAGAUGAAAACGACAAUAACCUAGCUCAAAAUGAAAAUAAUAACGAUAUUGACAGUUAUUACGAAAGCGAAUCUAAUAAUAGUAUUGAAUAUUUGGAAAAAGACCUAAAUGAACCAGUUAUAGAACAACCUAAACAGCAAUCAAGAAGAAAGAAAGCGGAUUUAAGAGGAUUAGACGAAAUCGUAAGUAUAAAAAAAAUAAUUGAAAAAGAUAAUAUUAAAAACAAAAAGAAACAAUAACGAACAUAUUUCCUCAACUAAAACACGUUUAAGAUAAGAUUAGGAGCUAAACUAGUAAAAAACUAUUGAUCUUUAAAGAAUGCUUUAAGAUACCUUCUUUUUCUUUUUUGAUACAACUGCGUAAGGUCAUGUAUUUAUUAACGAAUAGCGAAAAUAUAUCGUUCAAAAUAGACUUUUUUGGGGACAACUUGAACUCGAUGAUAG
Molecule: messenger RNA, 1000 nt
Organism: Dimorphilus gyrociliatus
Lineage: Eukaryota; Metazoa; Annelida; Polychaeta; Dinophilidae
Source: the annotation of a GenBank genome assembly